AUGGACCAUCCGCCUGCGACGAUCCCGGAAGAUAUACAGCGCCGCCAAAUCGUAAAAGCUCCACCCUCGAUCUACUACAUCCCCGAUUUUAUUUCGGAACCCGAAGAGGAGAUCCUUUUAAGCGAGGUAUACAACGCGCCGAAGCCCAAAUGGGAAGUACUGUCGAAUCGGCGGCUCCAAAACUAUGGCGGACUGGUGGGGAAGAAGGCGUUAAUCGCCAAUGACGACUUCACUCCGGCUCUACGGCAAGCGAUGCAGCUUAUCGAUGGACUUGAGGUGUUUCCCGCUCCGACGAAUCAUAUUUUGGUGAAUGAAUACGAAGCUGGUCAAGGCAUCAUGCCACACACAGAUGGGCCGGCCUUCUACCCCCUUGUCUCAACGAUCAACCUCGGCAGCCAUACGCUGCUUGACAUCUAUGACCAAGUCGACCCACAGAAUCUUACCGCUUUGGAAACGCGAUACCGGGGCUCGAUCUUUUUGCAGCGGCGCAGUUUGGUGCUAAUAACGGACGACGCGUAUCGCAAUAUGAUGCAUGGAAUCCGGGAAGUGAAAGAAGACGUCAUCGAUGGGAAAGUAUGGAAUGCACCGGAAGAAUUAUUGGGCCAGACAUUGACGCGGGAUACGAGAGUUUCGUUGACGAUCCGCCACGUUCCGAACGUGGCUCGACACUCGCUCCAGUCUUUGGUGUUUAAAAAA
This is a messenger RNA of Mesorhabditis spiculigera, 696 nucleotides long. The record is from the annotation of a GenBank genome assembly. NCBI's taxonomy places the organism in Eukaryota, Metazoa, Nematoda, Chromadorea, Rhabditida, Rhabditidae.